UUGGCGAUUUUAUACAAUGGUAGAAAUAACGGUCGUUGAUGCAAGUAGGAAAAGGUGUACGUUGUGUAUAUAUAUAUAUGUAUAUGUUUCGUUUCUAUUGUUCUUUUGUGUUAUGAAUUAAGAAAUUUGAUAAUUAAUAAGUGGUAACUGUGACACCAUGGCAGAUAAAAAUAUAACUAAUGACGAUAUGAAAGAUUCAGGCUUGGACGACUUGGAUUUAUCAGGAGAUAUGUCUUUUGAGUUUUCUAAAGCAAAUCUGAGAUCUAUAGGAAGCCCGAAUUCAAGAGGACUAAUGGGAUCUAGACGACUCGAUUUUGACGAUGGAGAUUAUCAUACUAGUACUCCUGGACCUAAUUCCAUGUCUUUUAGUCCACCAUAUAAGAGAGUUCGUGCUCUGAGGUUAUUUGACAGUCCUUUAACACCUAAGACUAUAAUAAAACAAAGUGUGAAUUCAUCGCUUCCAAGAAGUAGACUUUUUUCUUCAGAUAAACCGAGAGCAGUAGCUUCAGCUUUCUAUAAACCUGAAAAGCCUUUGGCAAAUGUAAAUCCGUUCACUCCAGAUGGGAUGUUGAUGACUAAAAAGAGAAGCCGCUCAAUAAGAUCUCUAAUUGGAUCCCCAGGUUUGAAUACAUCAUUGACUUUCGAUGAGGAAGAAGUAGAUUUGAAUGAACAACAACCUACCAAAAGAAUUGCUCUACAGGAAAAUAACAUCUCUAGAUACCAUCAAGAAUUUUUAGAAUUAGAGCCAUUAGGAAGUGGUGAAUUUGGUUCUGUGUAUAAAUGUGUAAACAGAUUGGAUGGUUGUGUAUAUGCAAUAAAGAAAUCAACUAAACCUGUAGCAGGGAGUGUUUUUGAAAAAACAGCUUUAAAUGAAGUAUAUGCACAUGCAGUAUUAGGUAAACAUCAGCAUGUGGUAAGAUACUAUUCUGCAUGGGCUGAAGACAACCACAUGAUCAUCCAAAAUGAGUAUUGUAAUGGUGGUGCAUUAUCUGAUCACAUAACAUCACAACCACUAUCAUCUGAGGAGCUUUGCAGAUUGAUACUACAUGUGGCUGAGGGACUGAGAUACAUCCAUUCUGAGGGUUUAGUCCACCUAGACAUAAAACCAGGCAACAUAUUCAUUUCUAUGGAGAAACGUCUUAACUUCAGUUGUACAGAUGACAGCAUGUAUGAUUUGGACGAGUCACAAUGCGAGUCUGAAGUGACAUACAAAAUUGGCGAUCUUGGACAUGUAACCAGCAUCAGCAAUCCACAGGUGGAAGAAGGAGAUUGUAGAUACUUACCAAGAGAGAUCUUACAAGACGACCAUGCCCAUCUACCUAAAGCUGACAUUUUCUCCCUGGGUAUGACUGCAAUAGAAUGUGCAGGCUUUGGUCCCUUACCAAAAAAUGGUGAUUUGUGGCAUGAACUGAGAGAUGGUAAAGUACCCGAUCAUCCACUGUUAAAUGCAUUAGGUGACGGUUUGAAGAGACUCCUUGCUUCGAUGAUACACCCUGAUCCAUCCUUGAGACCCACAGCUGUUCAAGUCUUACUGAAUGAUGCUUUGGUCCCGAAAGGCAAGAUGACCACUCUGCAGCUUCAAAAGGAACUAAAUGCCGAACGUCUAAAGAACGAGAUACUUACGAAACAACUUAUGGAAGCCGCCUUAUUCAUAAAAAGUACGAACAACAACCACCUGUUGUCAAACAAUAAUAAAGACAAGAAGAGCGCGCCUGCCAUAUCAAGACUGAUAGGAAAGAAGGUGAAUAGGAGCGUAAGCACAACGACUUUCUGAUCAGUUCAGAAUUUCUAAUGAUGUUUGAAUCAAAUGCUUUAAUGCUCAUUUUCAAUGGGACAAUUUUAAAAUUUUUGAGUUGAUACAAAUCAAAACUUUUCAUUUUUAUUCCAAAUUUUGUUUUGUAACAGUUUCGUUUUUUGGUAUUUAUUUUGGACUAAUCUUUGACCAGAAGAUAUUGAGGUAUACUACGUGUAUGAAGAAUAAAAUGUUUUGUUUGAUGACGGUCCUUUUUUCUGAGUCUUUGUUGAAAUUACAAAUUGCAACGUUAUCAUAACUUUCUUAGAAGUUGUGAUUGUCAUUUUGUAGGUUUUAUAGGCAUACGUUCCACCUGAGCUUGAAGAUUGGUUCUUUUUUCUCAAGCUAUGGUAGAUCGUUGGAAUGCAAUUAUUCUGUCAUAUUUUUCACAUAUCCUAUAGUUGAGUUUUUUCAGUCUGAUUCUGAAAUCUCCUAUUUGAAAAAUUGACUUAGAAAUUACAUUGAUAUUUGAUUGUUUACAGUUGUUAGAUAUUUCCCUUUUUUGAAGUUAAUUCUCUCAACUUUUUUACAGCCAGUUGAAUAUUUACUUUUGUUGAAUAGUACAUAACAGUUUCAUAUUCAAAUUUUAGGUACAGUGUUUGUUAAUUCCGCCAGAGGCUAAAUGUUUUACUAUUUUUAUAUUGGUUUUAAUGAUUUUAAAACUUUUGCCAUGGAUUCUUGUAGUUUCUAUAUCAAUUCCUUAGUUUCAAAUAACUCAUCUCUUUAUUACAUAGCUAAGAGCGGAAUUUUUUUCGAUCAUUUGAUUUACCGCUGAACUCUUUUUCAAAAGGCUGGUACCUAAAAUGGAGAAUAUGUAAUUGGAUAUAUUUUGUCACUUGUGGAAUCGAUAGCAGGUUUGAAGCUGAGUUGUCUCCAUUUAGUGAAGAAAAUUAAUGAAAAAUAUGGUAGAGUUUCAGAGAUAAAAUUGAGAGUGAAAUUAAUUAUACACAUCUUUGUGUUGUUUACCAACAAAACUAGAAAUGGAUGUUUUGUGUCGAGAUUUUGUUGAACGCAAAAUUUGAUAUCGAAUUCACGAAAUGGAAAGAGAAUCUUUGUUGAAUGUUGAAGGUCCUAGUGACAACUUGAAAAAUUGAUUAUUGUUUGAUUUGGUUUUGCGAUAUGAUGGCUGUUCCAUGGAUAAUGUUGUAAUGUUAAAAUGAAGGUGAUAUUGUAUAUAAAUUUGUACAGUGAAUAGAGAACGUGUAUUGUCGAUUUUUGUAUUUUUUACUCGAAAUUUACCUUUAGUUUAUUCGAAUUUAUAUAUUAUAUAUUGAACCAAAGGUUCUUCGACGUUCUUACUAAAUAUUAUAAACCUAUUUUAAUAUUUUAGAAAAUACAUUAAAUGAAUAAAGUCUGUAUAUAACAUUAUAUUUGAUGGAAACCAAUUGUUAUUUGUGAUAAAUAUUUUGUAAUAAAAAGUAAGUCUAUAUUUCAAAUUAGAUUUUUAAAUGUAUUAGCUGUGCUUUGUUUUUUACAUUCCUAUAGUGUUGUUCUGAUAUAACAGUUCCACAAUUGAGCUUAUAUGAAGAUUAAUGUUAAGUUUUCAACUUGUAAUGUAUUGAAAUGAAUAAAAGCAACUUUUUUCUUA
Messenger RNA from Harmonia axyridis, 3380 nucleotides. RefSeq names its product wee1-like protein kinase. Gene Ontology annotation, cellular component: nucleus. The record is from RefSeq and is a predicted model, not a curated record. Gene Ontology annotation, biological process: mitotic cell cycle; protein phosphorylation. Lineage: Eukaryota; Metazoa; Arthropoda; Insecta; Coleoptera; Coccinellidae. The transcript is spliced from 6 exons. Gene Ontology annotation, molecular function: magnesium ion binding; non-membrane spanning protein tyrosine kinase activity; ATP binding. Bases 158 to 1774 code for a protein of 538 amino acids.